Molecule: messenger RNA, 588 nt
Organism: Mytilinidion resinicola
Lineage: Eukaryota; Fungi; Ascomycota; Dothideomycetes; Mytilinidiales; Mytilinidiaceae
Product: glutathione S-transferase
Exons: 2
Coding region: 1-588 (195 amino acids)
Source: RefSeq, a predicted model, not a curated record
AUGUUAAGAAAGGACAUUAAGAAAGAGCCGUACAAACUGAAGAAUCCGAAUGGAAAGAUACCAACCAUUGAGGACCCGAACACUGGCAUUACACUCUUUGAGCCAAUCCGGUGCUAUCAUCCAAUACCUCGUCGACAUAUAUACGAAAUAACCAACAAGCUCGCAUAUACCACUUUCCCAGAGAAGUAUCUCACGCUCUCCUGGCUCAGUCUUCAGAUGAGCACGCACGGUACUUACUUCGUCUGGUUCCACCCAGAGAAGAACUCUACUGCUGCGAUCGAUCGUUAUGGUAACGAGAUGAAGCGUAUCGUCGGCGUCAUCGAUCGCCAUCUGAAACGCACGGGGACGCAGUAUCUUAUUGGCGACAAGUGCACGUACGCGGACCUGGCGUUUGUUAUGUGGGACCAGAUCAUGCCUCUUCUGGUGGGUGAUUGGGAUUUCAAGACCGAAGCCCCGGAUUUUGCGGCAUGGAAUGAGAGGGUGGUGGCUCAGUCAGCAGUGCAGAGGGAUUUGGCGGGUGGGGGGAAGGCUCCAUCCACUGAUCGUACUGCGCCAGUGUUGAAAUUGGGUGCGGGUUUGGUCACCUGA